This is a messenger RNA of Alosa sapidissima (American shad), 1675 nucleotides long. RefSeq names its product RAB10, member RAS oncogene family (gene rab10). NCBI's taxonomy places the organism in Eukaryota, Metazoa, Chordata, Actinopteri, Clupeiformes, Clupeidae. Gene Ontology annotation, biological process: cellular response to insulin stimulus. The transcript has 6 exons. The record is from RefSeq and is a predicted model, not a curated record. Gene Ontology annotation, cellular component: insulin-responsive compartment; Golgi apparatus; recycling endosome. The coding region runs from base 593 to 1198 and encodes 201 amino acids. Gene Ontology annotation, molecular function: GTP binding; GTPase activity.
CGUGUCAAUAAACUAGGGUGUCGCCUUGGUGGGUCCAUUCGAAGGCGACGGCGGUCGUCUAUGUUUCGGUUUCAAACAAUUCGGGAGAUAUAAUCAGGAUAACAAGGGUGUUUAUUCUCCAAAAUAUUGUUUCCGAAACCCUUUUACUCUCCCGGACUGCUAAUCCAGAGUCACUGGAAUGAAGGGGUAUGCCACGAAUUUGAAUUAGCUCGCUUGUAGUUUGAAGAAAGAGUAAGUCGGGUUGAGGGGAGCCAUUUUGUCCCGACUGUGUGGGAGAAAGGAAGAGUGGGAAAAGGGAUAUCUCACAGAAGAGGAAAAUCCAGCUCCCUCUUUAGACAACAGGACAAGCCAACUGCACGGCUGCGGGUAUCACCGUGAGCUAGCUAGCAAGCUAUCAUCAUCAACACCCUUCACUCAAGUGCUAUGGUAUUGAUUGAAACCUGGUAAGGCGAGCUAGCUAGCUAAAUAUCAACAAGGAUUUCUACAAAUUUAUCAAGCUGUUUGUUCGAUUUGUUAGCGUGGCGAUUGCUCACCUGGUCCCCGAAGUGGAUUUUGACAUAGUAACAUUAGUAAAUUUACAUUUUUUAUAUAAAUGGCGAAGAAGACAUACGAUCUGUUAUUCAAGCUUCUCCUGAUCGGAGAUUCUGGUGUUGGGAAGACAUGCGUGCUGUUUCGCUUCUCCGACGAUGCGUUCAACACCACCUUCAUCUCCACCAUAGGAAUCGAUUUUAAGAUCAAAACAGUUGAAUUACAAGGAAAGAAGAUCAAGCUACAGAUAUGGGACACGGCAGGCCAGGAGCGAUUCCAUACCAUCACCACCUCCUACUACAGAGGCGCCAUGGGCAUCAUGCUGGUGUAUGACAUCAGCAACGCUAAGAGCUUUGAGAACAUCAGCAAGUGGCUGCGGAACAUUGACGAGCAUGCAAACGAAGACGUCGAGAGAAUGCUGCUAGGCAACAAGUGUGACAUGGAGGACAAGCGAAUCGUACCAAAGGCGAAGGGGGAACAGAUUGCCAGGGAGCAUGGUAUCCGUUUUUUUGAAACAAGUGCAAAAGCGAACAUCAACAUCGAGAAGGCAUUCCUCACGUUAGCAGAAGACAUCCUCAGAAAGACGCCCGUAAAAGAGCCCAACAGUGAAAAUGUGGAUAUCAGCAGUGGAGGUGGUGUCACAGGGUGGAAGAGCAAGUGCUGCAGCUGAACAACCUCACAUAGACUCACUCUCUCACACACACACACACACACACACACACACACACACACACACACACACACACAAAAAAUAGGCGCACACACUGACAUUCACAUGCACAACACACACGAACACACACACAGUUUCUAUCUCUUCUCACUCACUCUUUUCACCUCCCUCUAACACCUCUCCCUCAAUCCUCUGCUCUCAUCUGUUUAUCUGCCUACUCACCUGCUCUCUCUCGCUCUCUCUCUCUCUCUCUCUCUCUCUCGCUCUUUCCCUCUCUUCUGUCUUUCUCCUUCCAUCUCUCUCUGUGUGUCUUUCUGUCUGUCUGUCUCUCUCUCUCUCUCUCUCUCGCUCGCUCUUUCUCUCUGGAAAUAAACCACUUCUCUAACACCCUUCCUGUUCUGCUCAUCACUGCUCGCUGACGAUCUGGUUUUUAUUCCUCAGAAGGAAAAGGCUGUGUAGAUAAAAAGAGAAAUCAUG